ACAGAUGCUUUAUUUGAGUCUUUUGAGAAACGAGGGUGGAAGAGGGUAACCCAGACUGCCAAUCUAACUUGGUCCCUGAAGCCUUCAAGAUGGAGCAGAGCAAGGACUUGUCGAGGGAGAUUGAGAAGGCUUUCGGAGAGCACGGUAUGGGCCUGUUGACAGUCUCGGGAGUCCCGGGGCUCUCUGAAAAGCGCCGUUCCAUCCUUCAUCUAGCUUACGCGUUCGCCUCUCUGCCCUCGACUGUCCGGGCGAAAUACGAACAUUCGUUGAGUUCUUAUUCCUUCGGUUGGAGCCAUGGGAAGGAAUGUUUGCAGGAGGGACGGCCUGACUUGCUGAAGGGUUCAUAUUACGCCAACCCCUUGCACGACACCCCCUGCUCCGACCAGAACCUCAUCGAGAAAUACCCAGCGUUCCUCCAUCCCAACAUCUGGCCCACUGCCGAUCUUCCCGCCUUAGAGCCGGCCUUUAAAGACAUGGGAGGGUUGAUCGUGGAGGUCGGGGCGCUGGUGGCACGGCAAUGCGAUUCCUACGUCUCUAGGAUGUGCCCUGCGUACCCCCCCAACAGACUGGAGAAGAUCGUGAGGGAGUCAAGGGUGUGCAAAGCCCGGCUCCUGCAUUAUUUCCCCAUUAUUCCGGAAGGAAAGGGCCCUGAUGGUGCAGCUAGGGGAUGGGAAGGGACGGGAGAGGCUUGGGCGGGUGCCAGCGAAUGGUGUGGCUGGCACAAUGACCACGGUUCACUUACGGGGCUGACGUCGGCACUCUAUGUGGACGAAGAAGGGGAGGAAGUUGAUUUUAGCGAUUGCUUUGGCAAGGGUGUGCAUGGAGGGUUAGAAAAGGAGGAGGGGGGCCUCUUCGUGCUCAGCCGGAACGGGCAGGUGGUGAAAGUCAACAUCCCCCCCGACCAUCUGGCCUUCCAAAUCGGCGAGACGGCCCAGAUUCACUCCGGAGGCUUGUUAAAAGCUACUCCACACGCGGUCAAAGGGACGACGUUGGCCAAGCGAAGGCUCAGUCGAGAGACGUUUGCGGUGUUCAUGGAGCCGGAGAUGGACGAGUCCAUGACUAUGCCCGCAGGUCGAUCGCGCGAAGAUGUCACCCAAAAAAUCGGUGAUAGGAUUCACGAGAAAGGGGCGCAUGUGCAUCUGCCCUCUUUGGACAGUCGAUGGGAGCCAGGCAUGUCUUUUGCCGAUUUUACGGCCAAGACACUCGCGAGCUACUAUUGA
Nannochloropsis gaditana CCMP526 is the source of this 1220-nucleotide messenger RNA. RefSeq lists its product as uncharacterized. The transcript has 3 exons. The coding region runs from base 90 to 1220 and encodes 376 amino acids. The record is from RefSeq and is a predicted model, not a curated record.